Molecule: messenger RNA, 4650 nt
Organism: Hemibagrus wyckioides
Lineage: Eukaryota; Metazoa; Chordata; Actinopteri; Siluriformes; Bagridae
Gene: asnsd1
Product: asparagine synthetase domain containing 1
Exons: 3
Coding region: 1-1779 (592 amino acids)
Molecular function (GO): asparagine synthase (glutamine-hydrolyzing) activity
Source: RefSeq, a predicted model, not a curated record
AUGUGUGGGAUCUGCUGUGUCGUGAGUUUGUCUUUGUCUCGCUGUUCACUUCACGAUCAUGUCUACGAAACCCUGCAUCGUCGAGGACCCGAUCGCAGCCGGGACGUCACGGCGAGUUCCUCGAAUCCAGAGUACAGUUGCCUUUUCUCUGCUCACGUUCUCCACAUGAGAGGAAGUCCGACUCCGCAGCCUCUGCAAGAUGACCACGGGAAUCUCCUGCUCUGGAACGGCGAGGUCUUUGGAGGUUUGGCGGUGGAACCUGAAGAAAACGAUACCCAAGUUGUUCUCAGUCGUUUGUCAGCGUGUAAAAGUCCCUCGGCUGUGUUGUCCGUCCUGGGUCAGGUUAAAGGUCCGUGGGCGAUUAUUUAUUACCAGAAAGAGGAACAUUGCGUCUGGUUUGGAAGAGACUUUUUUGGGAGAAGAAGCUUGCUCUGGAGUUGGGGGGCGGACGAGAGAUCCUUUACGCUGACGUCCGUAUCUUCUCACUCGUCGGAUCUCAGGUGUUUAGAGGUUCCAGCAGUCGGUGUUUACAGAGUGGACUUGAAGAGCUGGACAGAGAGGGAAAGUCUGAAAGUCGAUGUUUAUUCCUGGGAGCUCACUGAUUCGGACUUUACCUGGGAAGGUUUCCCCAGUUCCGUCUCCUUUGUCCUGAACCAUUCUGGACUGUCAUCUCCAGUUCUCCCCAUGAACAUGUCCGUAACUGAAGUGGAACCAAAUUCUUGCAAUUCCAGUCACACAUCACUGGAUGAUCUUAAAGAGCUUCUAAAAAGCACCGGGAAGCGAGAAACAGUCCGUCGUCUCAUAGACGUCCUCGGUGAGGCUGUGCGCAGGAGGGUGCAGCACCUUCCCCAUCAAUCCCACCCCCAUCAAGCACAAGUCGCAAUACUUUUUUCUGGAGGAAUCGAUUCCAUGAUCCUGGCUGUUCUUGCCGAUCGCUACAUACCUCCGGACAGAUCCAUCGACCUCCUCAACGUGGCUUUUAAACUCCAGGAACCGAAGAAGAAUCGGGGCUCGGGGAAGAAAGGCCAAAACAAUAAAAAAGAGCGUGAAACUCACGCCGUCACGACAUCACUGCAAACGCAUUUCGACGUUCCGGAUAGAAUCACAGGUCGGGACGGAUUGCGGGAACUCACAGCUCUCAGUCCUGGGCGGAAAUGGAACUUCGUCGAGAUCAACGUUACCCAAGAGGAGCUUAAGGAAAUGAGAAUGAAGAACAUCUGCCACCUGGUGUAUCCAUUAGACACCGUCCUGGACGACAGUAUCGGAUGCGCCGUGUGGUUUGCAGCCAGAGGAAGCGGCUUGGUUUCGGAGGGAGAGGCAGCACAGAGGCAGCACAACUCCACUGCAAAGGUCGUUCUGACGGGCAUCGGGGCAGACGAGCAGCUAGCUGGCUACUCCAGACACAGAGUGCGCUUCAAAACCUCAGGUCUCCAGGGACUGGUCAAGGAACUGGCUAUGGAACUGGGCAGAAUUUCCUCCAGGAAUCUCGGACGAGACGAUCGGAUUAUCGCGGAUCACGGAAAAGAAGCCAGGUUCCCGUACUUGGACGAGGACGUGGUGAGUUUCCUGAACACGCUGCCGGUUUGGGAGAAAGCAGAUCUGUCUCUGCCUCGAGGACUGGGAGAGAAGCUCCUCCUGAGGCUGGCAGCUGCGGAGCUCGGACUCGGACCUUCCGCCGUACUGCCCAAGAGAGCCAUGCAGUUCGGUUCUCGAAUAGCCAAGCUGGAGAACAGCCGCGAGAAGGCUUCAGAAAAGUGCAGCAGACUGAUCGCCAGUUAGAGCAGGGAUUUUUAUUUUGUUUUAUUCUUCUAAUCACAGAGGCAGUGGAUCUGAACGUCUUGACACGCGUCCCUGUGGGUUUGAAUACUAGAUUAAAUAAAGGACUGGAUUUUUAAGUUGUUCUUUGAAGUAUCUGUCGCACUCGGUGUAUGAUGCCAGGUUUCCCACAUCGAAGCGUCCAGAAAUCUCAUGCACGUACACCGGCCUCCUAAAAUAAAAACAAAACCAAGACAUGACAAAACACAGCGUCCAUGACACUUUAGCUUUAUAAUUCAAGUGAAUUACCUUGCUAUAAGCCAUGACAGGAAGUUCCCUGGUGCAUCUCUCUCCUCCAGUGGCCGUGUCUGUAACCAAGAGGGUUGAAGCUUGCAGUUAGGACGGUGUAUUUACUUAUACCACAGCGCCCCUGAAUCCUCAAUUCUGAUUGGUCAAAAAGCGUUGAUUAAUUUUCCAUAAGGUCAGCUCUGACAAUUAUGGUGUUGCUGUUCUCUUAGUGUUUCUAUAACAACAUAGUUUUCUGUGAAGGAUGUUUAAUGAACAUGAAAAAAAUCUCCAGGUUUAGAUUUUUGGUCAGGAUUGAGUACAUUAGAGAGAAAGAAAAGAGGCUGCUGAGGGAAAGACUGUUUAUCACUGCUAUAACAUAACCAUAAAUGGAAAAAGAAUGACGUUUUCUCUUAAUAAACAACAACGACAAUCAUUCUCGCUGGACAUUUUUAGGAAAAUAAUCAAUUUCCAAGUGGAAACAGUAAGUCUGCUUCACUGUUAUACUACAUCUUCAGUUUUCCUCUUGGGUGUUUAAUGAACAAAUGAGCAAUGUUACUUUUUAAUAUUUUGUAAAGUUGAGAAAACUGAGAAAUCUCCAGUACCUCCUUCUCCUUCAGGAAGACGUCCAGCAGAGGAAGUGUUGUUCUUGAGAACAAGUAAAAACAGGGACACUGGAAGAAAACACGACAGAAUAAGUCCUCUGUGUGUUUACACGUAGUUGUAGAGACACGUGACUGAUUCGUAGUGUUGUGUGUCAUUCGUACGGCACUGCGUGAGUGUGUCUCAGACGGCAGAGGCUUUUCUUUCAUACGCUGCACCCGAUAGUCUGAAUCCACCUCCAGGAUGCCGUAUUUUGCCGUUUCUGCAAAGGGAAGCGAUUCUGUGCUUUAAUGUAGCAGAGAGAAGCCAGAUAUCAAAACGUAACAUUUACACCUGCAUGUAGAAUUGAAUUUGGGAUUAAAGUUAAAAAUAAAAUAAAAGCUUCACACUUUCCUGAAGAAAAGUAUCUUAUUUUAUUAAAUGGGAAUGUUUCCUCCCUUUUUUGACAUCAGGGAUUAAUGGUGCUCACCCUCGUCCUUGCAUUUAUAUGUGAGCACCAAGUUGGCGUCUUCAGUUUUCCUCUGCAGCUCAGCAAAAUACUCUGUAAACUUCCUGAGACUGAAGUCCUCUUUAAACAGCGUGUCACUGGAGAAAAACACAGCACUCGAACAUCAGGGUUCAUUAAAUUCAUCCUGGGCUAAAUAAACACUAUAUUGCCAAAAGUUUUGGGACGUCUGCCUUUACAUGCACAUGAAUGUAAUAUGGUGUUGUCCCGCCCUUUGCAGCUAUAACAGCUUCAGCUCUUCUGGGAAGGCUUUCCACAAGGUUGAGGAGUGUGUUUAUGGGAAUUUUUGACCAUUCCUUAACAAGCGCAUUUGUGAGGUCAGGCACUGAUGUUGGACGAGAAGGUCUGUCUCGCAGUCUCUGCUCUAAUUCAUCCCAAAGGUGUUCUAUGGGGUUGAGGUCAGGACUCUGUGCAGGCCAGUCAAUUUCCUCCACACCAAACUCGCUUAUCCAUGCCUUUAUGGACCUUGCUUUGUCCACUGGUGUGCGGUCACGUUGGAACAGGAAGGGGUCAUCCCUAAACUGUUCCCACAAAGUUGGGAGCAUGAAAUUGUCCAAAAUGUCUCGGUCUGAAGCUGAAGCAUUAAGAGUUCCUUUCAUUGGAGCUAAGGGGCCGAGCCCAACCCCUGAAUUUGGAAGGGUGUCCCAAAACUUUUGGCAAUAUAGUGUAGCUGUCUAAUUUAAAAAACACUCUUAAUACACUUGUUUCUUUUAGUCCCAGCGUUUUUUUAAAGUCUAAGAUCGGCUGGUACUGAGAGUAGGACCCAAGGUUUCCCAUUAGAACAUCUCCCAGAGCAUCACACUGCCUCCACCUUGGCUUGUCUUGUCUAGUGCAUCCUGGUGCAAUCUCUUCCUCAGGAAAAUGACACAUGCACCAAAAUGUAAACCAUCACCAGACCUCCUUGUUGCACUGCUCCAUGGUUCUGCAUGUUCAGCAUGGGCACUCUGACCAGGUCUCGCACAUCCUUAACAAAAUCGCAAAGAUUCUUACACUUGUCCAUUUUUCAACAAGUCAAGUUCAAGAACUGAAGAAUAAUUAUAUAUCCCAGCCCUGACAGGUGCCAGAGUAAACAGAUAAUUAAUGCUAUUCACAUCACCUUCUCAGUGGUUUUAAUGUUAUGGCUGAUCUUUGAUGUCUUUAUAUUUGUUAAAAUGUAUAAUCAUCUCUCGGGGUACAAACAAGAUCAAGACUGUCUUCAAGCAGCAUCCAAAAACCUCUUCCUGAAAUACUUUACUAGCCCUAGUUUUAGACUACCAUUGAUGUAUUUCAUUGACAGAGACUUUCUGUAAAUAACUCGGGAUGAAAGCAUCAACCAAAUGCUGUAAUUUUCCCAGACUGUAAAGAUAAUAAAGCAUAAGGAAGUAUGAUUAACAAACAGUAUGUCUAAAGAUGUCUUAAACUUUGUGCGAUUUCCUCAUGAUUUGAUUGAGUUUUUUGGAUAUUUAUUUGCCGCAGCAAUAAUCUGAUGUGUAAUCAUAUAGUAGCUCAUAUUCAAUGAAAUA